This is a messenger RNA of Pangasianodon hypophthalmus (striped catfish), 2011 nucleotides long. It is a transcript of the gene gnb5a, whose product is annotated as guanine nucleotide binding protein (G protein), beta 5a. NCBI's taxonomy places the organism in Eukaryota, Metazoa, Chordata, Actinopteri, Siluriformes, Pangasiidae. The record is from RefSeq and is a predicted model, not a curated record. The coding region runs from base 190 to 1251 and encodes 353 amino acids. Gene Ontology annotation, molecular function: signaling receptor complex adaptor activity; protein binding. Gene Ontology annotation, cellular component: cytoplasm; heterotrimeric G-protein complex. Gene Ontology annotation, biological process: G protein-coupled dopamine receptor signaling pathway; G protein-coupled receptor signaling pathway. The transcript is spliced from 11 exons.
GCUGGAGACAGGGCAUCCUUCCCGUGACGUCACAUCAGCUGCAUCCGCCGCUCGCGCUUUAACAUCCAGCCUGUCAUAAGGCUCCUUUGGUCCUGUUCGGAAAAUAAUUCUAAAUAAUAAUAAUAAUACUAAUAAUAAUAACGCGCUUUAGCUCCGGGGAAUAUCUCAUUCAGGGGGUAGAAAGAAAAGAUGGCUGCCCAGGAAGUGCAGCCGAGCGAGACCAUAGCGAAGCUGAAAUCAGAGUCAGAGACGCUGAAGACGAAGCUGGAAGAGGAGCGGGCCAAACUGCAUGAUGUGGAGCUGCACCAGGUGGCAGAGAAGGUGGAGUCUCUCGGCCAGUUCGUCAUGAAGACCAGGAGAACUCUGAAAGGACACGGCAACAAAGUGCUUUGCAUGGACUGGUGUAAAGACAAGAGGAGAAUUGUGAGCUCGUCCCAGGAUGGAAAGGUGAUUGUGUGGGAUGCGUUUACAACCAACAAGGAGCAUGCAGUGACCAUGCCAUGUACAUGGGUGAUGGCCUGUGCGUACGCUCCGUCUGGAUGUGCAGUAGCAUGUGGUGGUCUUGACAACAAGUGUUCUGUGUACCCACUAUCCCUGGAUAAGAACGAGAACCUGGCAGCGAAGAAGAAGUCCGUGGCAAUGCACACCAAUUACUUGUCUGCCUGCAGCUUCACCAACUCAGAUAUGCAGAUCCUGACAUCGAGUGGUGAUGGAACGUGUGCAUUGUGGGAUGUGGAAAGUGGGCAGCUGCUCCAGAGUUUCCAUGGUCAUGCAGCUGAUGUGCUUUGCCUGGACCUUGCUCCCUCUGAGACUGGCAACACCUUUGUCUCUGGGGGCUGUGAUAAGAAGGCUAAUGUAUGGGACAUGCGCUCAGGACAGUGCAUCCAGUCAUUCGAGACCCAUGAGUCAGAUAUUAACAGUGUGCGGUACUAUCCAAGUGGGGAUGCAUUUGCCUCUGGCUCAGAUGAUGCUACUUGCCGUCUGUACGACCUGAGGGCCGAUAGAGAAGUGGCAAUUUAUUCCAAGGAGAGCAUCAUAUUUGGAGCUUCCAGUGUAGACUUCUCACUCAGUGGCAGACUACUAUUUGGUGGCUACAACGACUACACCAUCAACGUGUGGGACGUUCUAAAGGGGACCCGUGUAUCCAUUUUGUUCGGACAUGAGAACAGAGUCAGUACCCUUCGCGUCUCUCCAGACGGGACAGCGUUCUGCUCAGGGUCCUGGGACCACACUUUACGGGUCUGGGCUUGAACAGCGGUACGCCUGCAUUGCCUGCUAGGUUCUCUCUGGCAUUCACAUCAACAGCAACAUUCACUAGAACAACUAUUGACUUAAAGUGUUGGAUUUGUAAGAAAUGCACAGUAGAGUAGAACAGGGUUGAAGAGAGACUGUCGUCUAUACAGACAAGAGCACAAUGUUAUUUAGUUUUUUUGAUAAAUAUAGGACCAAAACUUGGCCAGAAACACUAGCUGUGUCUCAAAUCAUAUACUAUGGGCUGUUUAUCAGAGUAAAUAUUUCUCACUAAUACAUGAAGUGCAUGCAAUUUAUAAACAACACUAUAAAUAAUGGAGUAUAAUUUCACACUACUUCUCUGUGUUCAUACGUCACCUGGUAUCUUCAACUAUGAGUGAAUAAACGAGCCAGUGCUUGAAUGGAAUAAGUUAAUAUACAAAUGUCAGCAGUUGUGAGGAAGGUUUCUUAUAUUUAUAAUUUAAUGAGGCAGUUGCCUCUUUGUUUUUCUUUUUUUAAUGAACAUGAACAUACUAAUGAUUCAAUCAUAUGUAAAAUGGCAAGGUAAUACAUGAAAGUAUUAGAUUUCAGCUGUCUAUAUCUAUAUACUUAUAUACAUCUAUACUCUUCUGCUAUAGGAUACUUCAUAUCCAUCAACUCUAUACUAAUAACCAGCCCUCUUCUUACAAACUCCUGUAUUUGGCCAUUUUAUUACGGUUAUGUCUAGGCAAAAAAAAAAAAAAAACGUUAGUUAUUCAAAAAAAAAAAAGUUCGAAAUGUA